This is a messenger RNA of Calypte anna (Anna's hummingbird), 6626 nucleotides long. It is a transcript of the gene SLC39A6, whose product is annotated as solute carrier family 39 member 6. The record is from RefSeq and is a predicted model, not a curated record. The coding region runs from base 269 to 2422 and encodes 717 amino acids. Gene Ontology annotation, biological process: intracellular zinc ion homeostasis; zinc ion import across plasma membrane. Gene Ontology annotation, cellular component: membrane. Gene Ontology annotation, molecular function: zinc ion transmembrane transporter activity. Lineage: Eukaryota; Metazoa; Chordata; Aves; Apodiformes; Trochilidae. The transcript is spliced from 11 exons.
GAGGAAGGGAAGGGGGCGGGGAGCUACGGGUGCGCGCGUGGACGGCGGCGUGAGGAGAAAGGUUCGGCGGGGCCGGUGUGACCCGGCUUGGCCCAGCCCGACCCGACCCGACCCGGCCCGGUAGCGGGCGAGCACAAGAAAGACCAACCUAGACCUCGUUUCUGCUGCACCCUUGAGGAUGCUCUCAUUGUUUAGCUUACCUUAGAAAAGUGAGUCAAGCCAAGCUGAACAAAGAUUUUUUUUUUUUCACUGCUGAAAAGGAACUGCAAUGGAGAGUACAGUCUCCGUCACUUCCCUUGUAUCAUUUUCCAUACUGCUGUGUGAAUGUUACAGUCAUGGAUUGGAGACAGCGACUGUUGUGCAUACAUCAGAGAGAACUUUUUCAGAAAAAGCAUCUUGCAUUAAUACCGACUUGGCAGGGUUAAUACAGAAGUUUCACCUUCACGAACUUUUUCAUCGCUAUGGAGAAAACAACUCUCUGUCAAUUGAAGGGUUUAGAAAACUGCUCCAGAACAUAGGUAUAGAUAAAAUGAAAAGGAUUAAAAUAGACCAUGAUCACGACCACGAUCAUCACCAUCACAAUCGUGUUUCUUUGAGUAAAAUCCCCGAGCGGGCUCUUUGUCGCGGCCACGAAUCUGAUGCUAACAAAGACCACAGGGGCACUCACUCCAAGGAACCUCAUAAAGCAGAGAAUGCAGAACAUCAGCAGAACUUUGUCCGCAGCAAGAACACUGCAAAUGAAAUAACAGAGCCUGUCAUCACUGCCCCCACAGAUGGCCACUCCGAGCUGCAGAAUGUACAGUCUGGAGAAGUCAAGGCGGUUGCUCGCUUAGGUCUGACCAGCUCUGGUGCUGCCAAUGUCACAGGUGGCAGCAGUGCAGGCUGGCUUGCUAGCAGCAAAACAAAUGAAUCUCACACUUCUCCCAAGGAAUCAGAAAGAGGAAGUUCCCUGUAUUCUAAACUGAGAAACCAAAACACCCAGGAGUGCUCCAGUGCAUCAAAACUGAUGCAGUCUCAUGGAAUAGGCACUCAGGUAUUGCUGACUGCUACAGAAUUUAGUUACCUCUGUCCAGCUCUUAUCAAUCAGAUUGAUGGCAAACACUGCAUAGUCCAUGCAACUACUGAAAAGGCUGAAAAUCCUCCAAAAAGCUAUUCUCUGCAAAUAGCUUGGAUUGGUGGCUUUAUCUCCAUCUCAGUCAUCAGCUUUCUUUCCUUAUUGGGUGUUAUAUUGGUACCUCUGAUGAAUCGCGUGUUUUUCAAAUUUCUCCUGAGUUUUCUUGUGGCAUUGGCUGUGGGAACUUUGAGUGGAGAUGCUUUCUUACAUCUCCUUCCACAUUCUCAUGGAAACCAUCACCAUCACCAUGAAAAACCUCUGCUUGAACAAAACAAAGACUCAAUGUUCAAACAUCUCGUUUUCCAAAGUACAGAGGAGAGUGCUUACCUGGAUUCUACAUGGAAGGGACUCACAGCACUUGGAGGCUUGUAUUUCAUGUUUCUAGUGGAGCAUUUGAUCACUUUAAUAAAGCAGUUCAAAGACAAGAAGAAAAAGAAAAAAAAUGAAGAUGAUGGAGAAAGCAAGAAGUUCUCAGCAAAUGAGGAAAAGUUAGAUACAGAUGAUCGUCCUGAGGUCUAUCUAGGGACAGACUCUCAAGAUCCAUCACCCUUCAUGUCUCAGCAGCCAGCUUUACAAGAGGAAGAGGAAGUGAUGAUAGCUCAUUCUCAUCAGGAAGAGGUUGACAAUGAAUAUGUGUCCAGGGGCUGCAGAAACAAAUGUCAUUCUCACUUACACGAUACUCUGGGACAAACAGAUCAUCUGAGUCAUCAUCACCAUGACUACCACCAUAUUCUGCAUCACCAUCAUCAUCAGAACCAUCAUCCUCACAGUCACAGUCAGCGCUACUCCCGUGAGGAAUUGAAGGAUGCUGGGAUAGCAACUCUGGCAUGGAUGGUGAUUAUGGGAGAUGGCUUACACAAUUUUAGUGAUGGCCUAGCAAUUGGAGCAGCCUUUACUGAAGGGUUAUCUAGUGGUCUAAGCACUUCUGUGGCUGUAUUUUGCCAUGAAUUACCUCAUGAGCUCGGAGAUUUUGCUGUCCUUCUCAAAGCUGGUAUGACUGUGAAGCAAGCUGUGCUUUACAAUGCUCUGUCAGCUAUGCUGGCCUACCUUGGGAUGGCAACUGGGAUCCUUAUCGGCCAUUACGCAGACAAUGUUUCCAUGUGGAUAUUUGCACUUACUGCUGGCUUGUUCAUGUAUGUGGCUCUUGUGGAUAUGGUGCCUGAAAUGCUCCACAAUGAUGCCAGUGAUCAUGGAUGUAGCCGCUGGGGAUACUUCCUGUUACAGAAUGCUGGGAUUCUGUUGGGCUUUGGGAUAAUGCUGCUUAUCUCUGUAUUUGAACAUAAGAUUGUGUUCAGCAUAAAUCUGUAAUCCUAGCUGCCAGAAUGAUCUUGGUGUUAAAUUAUAAGUGGUAGGUUCUUUCUGUUAAAUUCCCAACUGGAGCGGUACAUUUGAUAUAGACUAGAUAUUUUUAUUGGUGUGCUUUGUUGUGUCCCUCCCUGGCUUCUCCCCUGGUUAGAGAUGAGCACUAAGUUUUUCUUCUCUUAGGACUUAGCAUUGCAUAUGGUACUUUGGAAAGCUGUACUUAGUAAAACAUGGUGAAAGUGCCAAAUCUCUUAAAGGAGUAUUGUUUGGCAGGUUAGGGUUUUGGGGUUUUUUUUAGUAAAUUUAUUUUCUGUAUGUAAUGUUUUUUUACUUCAAUGGUUUUGUUGGUUUAAAAAAUACAGUGGUUUUUAUUUUAGCACAAUCAGAAUCAGUGGAUGCAAAGCACAGUGAGCAGUUUACAAUAACAAAAAAAAAAGACAUGUAAUGGGCAGCCUGUGUUUGUAUUGGUAGAAACUCAUCUCUUCAGUGUCCACCUGGUUUACACGGAGUGGCAGAUGAGUCCACUCCAUCCUCUUUGCAGUGGUUUCAUUCUCAAUAGCUUAUGGAUUCUUUGUGGUUUGAGUUGGUUUCUACUCCAAAUUGUUGUAAAAUCCUGUUUUAAGUUUUUGUGCCAUAUGUUUUACCCGUUUUAUUUCCCAAAAUGGCAACAAAACUACAGCUAUUAGACUGUAAAAGCACAGCUCUAGCUCUGCUAUGUGUGCAUUCCAUCAAAAAGACUUUUAAAGUAGUGCUGUAUCUCACUUAUGGUGCCUGAAAUGGUGAAGGUGUAUUAAAAUCUGUUUGAUGACAAGAAGAGGAGUGCCACAGGCUGAGACAAGCAGUCGUUUAGAACAGCAUCCUUCAGUAAAAUAUUGAUUUACUUUGGGAAAUGAGCCAAAUGGGAGAGCUGACUAUUUCUAGUUCAGUGUGACUGCACACAUACCUUUGUUUGCAAAACAGCUGUGUUCUUUGGAUCUUCUGGCUUUAGUUGUUGCAAAAUAAUAAGAAUUCUUUUGUAUAGGGAAGCAUAUAUAGGGGAACAGCAUGUUAAGCAUAAUUAAAAGCCUAUACCUAGGUGUGUAAUAUGAGUUACAGUUUUAAUAUUUUAAUGACCCUGAAAUUAGCUGAAGGAAGAAGGAUGAAAAAGACAAUUGCAAAAAUAAAUUCUGUGAGCAUUAGACACACUUUAUAUUGUGAAGAAAUAACAGAAUUAGUCUUUUCUAAUUUUCUGAGGGUUUUUAAAGAACUUAUUUUUUAUUUGACUUCACCACUUCUUCAAAUCAUCAGCUGAGUAAAAUGCCUGGAACAAAGAGAAAGAAGAACAAAGAAUACCAUGUCUGACAGGUUAAAAGAGUUUGGCAUCUGUUGGUCUGUAAUAACACAAAAGCCAAACCUACUGUGUCACUUCAGAAAUGGAUGUGUGGAAUGAAUCAAGAGGUUUUGAUAGCUUUUUACUGGUUAAAGAAUGGGAAUUGCAGAUGUUUCUACAGCCAGUGGGAUAUUGGCUUUUCCUCCUUCAGUUUUUACUCAUCUUAAGAAGACAGAUUUGAUCAUCCUUCCACAGUGAUGAACUCCUGUUCCUUGCUUGCUUGGAAAUUUAGGGGACAGAGAAAGAUACCCUUCCUUCUGCUCUGUUGGUACCAUCCUUAGGGGAGCACUAAGCUGUGGUGGGAUCUUACCAGCUCCCCCAGAUCUGCACGUUUAUGAACCUGUGUAUCUCUUUGUUUGGUGAGCAGUUGUUUGGAAUCAGAGACUUCUGGGAGUGCUCAUCUUCCUUUGCCCCCAACUUAACUUUCCAUCACUAAAAGCUACUCUGGUACUGGGCUUUCAUCUCUGUCAAGAACAGCAACAAAAUACAGGUGCAUUCCCUCCCUUCAUCAAGCUCUUUGCAUUUUUUGUCUUUAUUCUGUGCUGUUUGCACUUUCUUUGAGCCUCAGGUCUAUUUUUAAAAGCACACUUCUGAGCAGAAAGGUCAUGCCAUGGUGCUAAAUUUCUAUUGCAGCUCCUUGAUCACCCAUCCUGUGCUCAUUUUACUCUUAUAGCAGUAGUAUUCUAGUGUUCACAAGCUUGAAUUAGUAACAUGUGUGAUAAAAAAAUGGAUAUGUAAAUAUAUACACACCAAUUGUUUCUGUAUUAUCCAUGCUUUUAAACUCAUUAUUUAUUUAAACUCUAUGAAGAGAAAGUAACUUCUUUUUUUUCAGUCUAAACUCUUAUGAUACUUCUGCCCUUACCUAUACUACAUUCAUUUCUUGUCUAUGGUGUAGCUAAAUUCUCCCUAAAACUCACCUGCUGGGUUUCCUCUUUCUUUUCAUCUUUGCUAUCUCUAAUGCUUGAAUACCAGAAUCUUUGGCUCACUGAAAGCAGUUUUAAUUCUGGCAUGUUCUCAUCACUGCUUUCUUCUUCAGAAAAAUAAGUUCUAAACAGCCACGCUGACCCAUGCUUACACACACACACAAAAUCUGUCAAAAUGGAAUUUUUCAUGCCUCCACUACUGCAUUUUCCUGCACUGACCUCCAGUCUUGGCAGUCCCUCCUCAUUCCAGAUAGGUCAAAAUGUGGCUGCUUUUCCUCUGGAGGUAUCUUCCUGAUGUGUCCCUCAUGCAGCUGAAUGUGUCAUCCUUUGGAGUGCUCUGGUUUGACCCUGACCUGUCUAGAUGAGUCUUGCCUUUGCUUGAAUAACAGUGCUGGUCUCUGUAGCCAGUGUGUGCCUCAGGUUGUGCUCUUGUAAUGCUUCUCAUGAGCAAGAUGUGUUCUUGGGGGGGGAAUAUUAAAAAAAAUCAGUAGUUUUUUUCCCCCUCCUUCCCUUCAAACCUCUCAUUCUAGUUUUGCUCUGUAGAAAUGCAGUGUCUGAGAUGCAACCUGACUGAUUCCUAGGGGGGUUUUGUAGGGCUUCAGCAUUCUUUACUAGUGGUCAGGGUGGGUCUUUUGCCUUCUGUCCUGCACCCUCAGCCCUUAAAGAACUUGGGCAUGUUCCAUAUCUUUGGUCAUGAGGGAUUUCAGACUUGGAGGAGCUCAGUUCACUUGGAAAUUUUUAUUGAUGGUUUCUGCCUACGAGCUUAAUAGCUGCUACUUCAGCUGGGCUUCUCUUGCCCAUGUGCUGGAUGUGACAGAAUGAAGCAGGCACGUAGUCCAGUGAUACCCAAGAGAUUUUAACAUCAGUGACUAAAUAAUGGUGACAAAUGUACAAGUUCUUGGCUGGCUUUUGAUGCAGUCAACUGAUGUUAAAGUAUCUGCAUAUCAAAACAUUGUUAAUUUUACAGUAUGAAAAAUAAAUUGCCUUUAGAGCCUGUGGCAGACGUGGCUCAAUAGGCAAGACAAAGGCAUAUCCCAUUCAUUCAGUGCUCUUUAAUCUUGGAUGGAGAGAUGUCCAUGAUGGACAUCUGUCUAAACUAAUCAUUGGGAAGACUAUAGAGUGAAACUUGCUGUAGGCUUGUACCAGAAAGCUAACAAAAGCACAAAAGCUUGGGUUUUUGGGGGUUUUUUGGGUUUGUUUUUUUUUAAUUUCUUGUCAGGCUUGGCGAAUUUUCAUUAGUUGCAAUGCGCUCAUAUUGAAAAUACUCAUGGUCUGGUAAACUGGUGGAGCAGGGCCUCCAAGCAGCCUUUUAUUUUUAUGCAUAUAUUUUUCUGCAACAGUUUGUAAUGUGCCUGACUAUUCCACGUGAUAAAUUGAAAUGUUUCUGUUUUGUGUAUCUGUACCUUAAAUUUAUGUGCUGCUAACAGCUGCCUUAGUGCCAGUGCUAGAUGUGGGUAAACAGAGCAAGCAAAUAAUGCUGAAAUCAAAGUUAUUUUCUUCUAAUGGUUUUGGCCUGUAUUUGUGCAGAAGAGAUGUUGUGUGUGCAGUGAGAGUCAGAGCAAAGGUGUGGAAGCUCUCACCUGUCCAGUCUGUGGUGUUCAGCAGCCAGAGCCAGAGCUCUGCUCCGGGUGCUGUGGCCAGGGCACCUCAGAGUAAUGCUGUACACUGAGUGAUACUAAUUUAAAAUACAGUCAAGACUAAAAUAAAAUUCACAGGAGCUCCCUUGCUUGAAUUUAGAGUCCAGCAGAUAGUUAACAUUUCUGUAGAAAAAUGGUGUUAUUCUGUUUGCCAUAAGGAAGAAAGAAAAGUAUGUUUUAAUGAAAUGCUUUCAUUUAAAAUAAUUUUUUUUCUGGUGCUUACAAUGAUCACUGUAGCUAUUGCUGUAUUGCUGUGUGCUGGAGAAAAUAAACCACUGAAC